Vicugna pacos (alpaca) is the source of this 9388-nucleotide messenger RNA. NCBI's taxonomy places the organism in Eukaryota, Metazoa, Chordata, Mammalia, Artiodactyla, Camelidae. The record is from RefSeq and is a predicted model, not a curated record.
GCCCCAGGGAGGGGAAAGCUACGGCUCCGGCAGCAUCUCGGCUGGGGCGGCGGGCACAGGCUUAUGAAGGAAGCCUUCCCGGGCCUCUUUCUCCCCGGAUAGCUACCUGCGCGUGCGACCCUGAACUCCUGGCUACCCCGGCAGGACAGGACAGGCUUGCAGCUUCAGCACUUCACUCACCAGGGUCUGGCACAGAGGACACGCUUAAGGCAAUGGUGGAGUGAAUGAAUGAAUGAGUGAAUGAGUGAUGGAUAAGUGAUCAACAGCUAGGACCCGUGUUCGGAAAGGAAAUCCUGGGGGCCAGAGUUUUCGGUUUGGAUACCAGUUGCUCCCCCCUAACCAGUCCUGCAGCUUAAAUUUUUAAAGGGACCGAUUUACUAGGAGAAGGCAAAUAGUGUAAAGCGCAGUAGCUAGGGAGUCUCGAGACUUGGGUUAUAAUUCCCCAGGUCUCUUGAUCAGAGGCGGUUUCCUGAUCUAUAAAGUUGAACUGUCACUGCCUUCUUUUAUCUACAAAGUUCAAUUGACAGCAUGUACAUGAUAGCGCUAUGCAAACGUUGAUGUCUAAUGACAAGAAGUUACUAUCCAUUACAGGCCUAAUAGUACGCAACUUAGGGGCGGGGCUACAGAGUGAGUGACGUCGGAGCCCGCCAAAUGGGAGGACAUUUCCAGGGUAGUGCUGGAAGAUAAAAUACGUGAGCAGAUUUCUGUGGUAAUAUUUUAAACCGCAUUUAUUUGGCACUUAACACGUACCAGGCACUGUUUGAAGCAGUUGUGCUAAUUUAUUUAACCUUCACAAGAAAGUAUUGUCUGUAGUUUUUAAUGAGGAAAUUGAAGUACGGAGAGAACAGAUGAUUUAUCCAAGGACACGUUCCUGCUAAGUGACCCAAGGCUGCCAAAGGUGUGCUGCUGCAGCCUGGGUGAGUACAUUACUUGGGGCCAACAGACAAGUCAAGAAGGGCUUCAGAGAAGAGUACGUUUAAGUGUUUCUCUUAUUGGAAGGAAUUGUGGUUUCAAAUUCUUUUAAAAAACCCCACGUGGCUUCCUUUGAAUCUAAUUCUUGAAAUGUAGGGAAGUGGCAGCAGGAAGAAACCUUACAAGGGAUGAGGAGGAAGCCAGCUCCCUGUUAGUUUUAGCAAAACGAGGAUGGAUAUGUCUAUAUCUAUCUGUAUCUAUAUCUGUAUCUAUAUCUAUAACUGUAUCCGUAUCUAUAUCUCCCUUCACCAUAAUACCAGUUUCCGCCACAUCUGGACUCAAAUAGUUCCUUUUAGCAUCUUAAAAUCACUAACAAAUUAGUACACACUAUGCUUUUGUAGAAGCAUCUGUACAACUUAAGAGUCCAGGAGGUCAGCGAACUAUGACCCAUGGGCUGAAUUUGGGCUACCACCUAUUUUUGUAAAAAAAAAAAAAAAGAAGUUUUUUUGAAACACUACUAAGCUCAUUCGUCUACAUAUUGUCUACUUCUGUUUUCAAACUAGAAAGGCCAGGUUUGCUUUGACAUAGACAAACUGACAGCUCAGAUAAUCCAUGUCUAGAGGAGUGUGGUGGUCACCAACCUGUCCUUCCUUGACUUUAGGCUGUAGUGUCAAACGUAUUAAUGCCUAACCCCUAUUGAGCACCUAUUAACUGCCUACUAUGUGGCAGAUACCUUUAUAAAUGCUUUAUGUGAACUAAUUAACUCAUUUAGUCAAGGGUUUCAUAGAACGUUGGAGCUGGAAGGACUCAUGGAUAUUAUCUAAUUUUUCACCUGUUUCAGAUAAAUACCCUGUCUCGUAGGCCUACUCAUGUGGGCUGUGGCAGAGCAAAGUUUCCUGACUCCCAGUCCAGUCCGCUUUGCCACUUCGAUCUUCUUCUGAGUGGGAGACCAAUACCAUAUCCAUUAGAUACGGCAUUUAAAAAAAUGUGUGUGUGUGUGUUUAAACCAAUGAGCGAGAUCUCUUGUUUUUAAGUAACUUUUUUUCUGACUGUAAAAAUAAUUCAUGUUUAUUGCAGGGACAAUGAAAUAUGUAGAAGACUAUAAAGGACAAAGUAAAGUAACCCAUUCAAUGAUCUAGAGAUAAGUGUGUUGACGUUUUGGUGGGUUUUCCUCUGUCCUUUAUGUGUGUCUUUUGUAUAUAUCUGUAUAUUAAGAAUAGUUUCUGUUUAUUGAAUGCUUUAUAUAUGUGAACAUUUUUUGUUUCAGUGUUUUGUAGUCUCCUGUUUUAACAUAUUGUAUUUUCUCAUGAAUAUUCUUUGAAAACUUGAUUCCUAACAGUUUUGAAAUCUAUCAUAUUGAUAUGACGUAAAUAUUUAUUUGCCAAUUUUUUUUUAUAAUUAUGGUAACAAUGUGAUCAUUGUACAGAAAUCUCUGUGCUAGUCUCUGAUAAUAUUUUUUCACUUGGAUUUCAGGGUUAUUUAUUUAUUUCUACAGGAAAACCUCCAAACAUUACAAGAAGAAAGGUCUUAAAACAAAAGUUUACUGUAAUCUUAUUUUGCAGAAAUGACAUGGUUAACGGUUUGAUAGUCUGAGAGAUUAAAGUUAGUUUUUUCAAAAUAAGGCAAAAUAUAGAUAAUUGAGGAAAUUUGGUAAAUAGGAAAAUCAUUCAUAAUUCAUUUGAUCAUAGUGAUUAUCAAUUUCCCUUCUUAAUCUUAUUUAUAUGCAUAUUUUAGCAUUCAUGUAUGAUUGUAUUUUAAGUUUUAAUAUCCUGUGUUUUUUUCCACUUGCAUAUAGCAUAAGGAUUUUUCCACAUUGUUACAUAUUUUCACUUUCAAUUAUCUGCUGUCUGUAUAAUGUCCACCAUGUGGAAGUACCAUCAUUGGCCAUAAUUUGCUAAUUUGUUAAGCCUCAGUGUCCAUCAAAAGAAAAAUUGUGUUUUCCAACAACAUUUCAGGGGAUUUUUUUUUUACAGGUGACAAAAGAAUUCAGUUUGUUUUUUUCUGUCUCUGGGAAAUUCCUUCUCUAUCAGAAAAUUCUAACAGUAGGAUUACUAGGUUAAAUAGUAUAGGCAUUGUUACAACAUUCCAAUGACUUGGAGGAUCCUCUGAGCUACAUGCUGGGUGUUAUAUAUAGGACAGAUUGAGAUCCAGUGCCUACAAGCUACAACUCAGCCCACGACUUUAAGACCUAAUAUAUUUUGCCAAAUUAUCUCUAUUGAGAUGGUACCAGUUUCCAUUCCCACCAGUGGCAUAUGAGCUCUCUUUCCAUGCACCUCUGCCAGUUUUAGCAUUAAAAAGAGAAUUUCCAACUUGAUAUAAAAAUCGAUUCUUCAUUCUUUCACUUCCCAUUUCUUUGAUUACCACUGGGGUGGAACUUUGUUUUGAUGUGUUUGUUGGUCUUUUGUAAUUCUUGGUGUAUUUAUUGUACUUCCCAUUUUUCUAUAAGUUCAUCUUUUUUUUUAACUCAUUAAUAAGAAGUCUUUUAUCUAUCAGGUCUUUUUAUCUAUCAACUCCUUGAUGUAUAAGUCAAAAAUACUUUUCCUAGAUUGUUUGCCUUUUAAUUUUAUUUAGUGGGGAGGGUGUAGCUCAGUGGUAAGGUGCAUGUCUAGCGUGUAAGAGGUCCUGGGUUCAAUUCCCAGUACCUCUGGUAAAUAAACAAACAAACCUAAUUACCUCCCCCCAUUUAAAAAAACAUAAUUUUAUUUGUAUUUUGAUAUAGAGAUGAUUGCUUUUCAGUGGCCAGAUUUAUCUAGUUUUGUUGUUUGUAGUUAGUUUGUGCUUUUUUGCAUAAUGCUUAGAAAAAUCUACCAAGACCCUAAAAUGAAUCAUUUAUCUAUUUUAUUCUGUGGCUUUAUUUUUCAUUUUUAACCCUUUACUCAGUUUAUUUUGGUAUGUGGUGUGAGAUAGGAGUCUCACUAAGUGUUUUUUCCAGAUAGUUAAGCAACAGUCCUAACAUAAUUUGGAAUAAUCAACUUUUUAAUGAUAAGAAAUGCCAAUUUUUGUCACACAUUAAAUUAUUUUACUUAUUUUUCCCAGGGGAUUAGGAAUCUCUAAAAUCAAAAGCCAAGGUUAAACUUCCUUAUAAAUGUGUAAACUCAGUGUUGAGGUUUCCUAGCUACACUCCUUUGAUGAUUUUAUCUGUUACUCCCAGAAUUUCAGUUACUUUCUGUAUGACUAAAGUAAAUGUCAUAAAUGUACAUUUUCAGCCCACACCUGUCUCCUUUGUUCCGUAUUUCAAACUAAAUGUAUCCUUUGGCUUCCCAAACCAGUGUUCCCACUCUCACUCAGUAUCACUGUCAUCACUCAAGCCCCAAACCAGCAUAUUAUCAUUAACUUCUCCCUCACGCCUCCCUCUGUAUUCAUCCUGUCCUGUUGGUUGCCCCCUUACUGGUCUGCUGACACAACCUCCUGGGGGUCUUCCAGCCUUCACCUUCCCUCCUACCUUUCCUGCCUUGUGCGUACUUUUCUCUGCACUGUGGACAGAAGGAUGUGUGUUUGUUUGUUUUAAAUAGCAAAUCUAAUCACGUCACAUCUUUUUUCAAACCUUUUCCAAUCCCUUUUUAUGGCUUUCUGCCCUAUUUAGGUUAAAUUACUUAAAAUGCGUUGCAGGAUUAUAUCUGAUCCGGCCUUAGCUUGUCUCGGGCUUCAUGUCUUAUUUCUAGUGCUUAAUAUUUUGGCCUUACAGAUCUCUUUCAUUCUUCCCAAGUACUGAGCUCCAUUCCUUUUGUAUAUUCUAUUUCAUCUCUCUGGUAUUUUCUUUUCUGUCUUUAUCUGUUGAAUUCUUACUUGUCUCUUCUUCAGGGAGGUUUUCUUUCCCAGAUUAGAUUAGGUCCCCUCAGCCCUACAUUCCAUAGCACCCCAUAUUUCUACCUCUAUAGUUCCUGUAUUUGUAACUCCUGGUUUAAUGUCUUUGUCCAGCUGUGAUGUGAGCUGUGGGUGGGUGGGGGCAUGUUUGACUUCUUCUCUGCUGUCUGGCUCUGAUUAUAUCCAAAGCCCACUCUACUGCAGGAGUCUCUGUAGAAUUCUGCAGUGGGUCCAUUUUAUGUCCCUCCUAUGGAAGCAGAUCAGGAAAUCCCAGACAGGAUCCUCUUAAACUUUUAAAACUUAACACAGAAGCACAGGCCUUGAUGAGAAGCCCACAGGGGCAGCCUUAUUAUGUACUUCAGCAGACAGCCUAUGCUGAUGGUAAACCAUCUCUCUGUCUUGGCGUUUUUCUUGAAAUAAGGCCUCGAAUUCUACUUUUCACUUCAGGGUACAUGAAGAGAAACUGGUGGAUGAACAGUUAUGAUUUUUGACUUUCCAAAAUCAAGCAGAAACUCUCUGUAUUAUUUUUGCAACUCUUCGUAAGUUGAAAAUUAUUUCACAAUUAAAGUGGUUUUUAACUGCAGGCUACACUGUUAUAUUGAGCUAUACCUGAAGAAAAAAAUUUUAAUUGCUAUGACAUCUAGAAGAAAAGACAAUCAGUGCAUCUCUAGGUUGUAUCAAAUAGAGAGAGUUCCCUCACUACUGCCCAGCUCCUUGACCUACAGUGGAGGUGGGUGAAUCAGAUUUAAUGCAUUAGCCUUGCUUUGAGGCCAUUUCACUGGGCACUUUUAGUUAUAUUAAUUGACUUCUCAUAUAUUAUUAUGUAGUAGACAGGGUACACUAAUUGACAUGAAUAUUCCUAUUUACUUUAUGGUUAUAAAUAACAUUCUGAUUUAUUUAUCAAGUGCUUGAGUGUUUGCUAAUAUAUCAGCCUGUCUGGCUGUCACUUCUUGGACAACUGACAAAUGGAGUCUGUGCACCUAGAAAGCUGGCAGCCACCCCUGACUCUUGGUGAUGCAGUCACACCCCUGUCCUGUCAGGUUUUGUGUGAGUUAUUAGGUGGUGUCCCUCGGCAACAGCUCUUUCUCAUUUUUCUGUUUCCUGGGGCAGUGAUAUCCCCUCCCCUACCUUUUUCCCCCUAUGAGCAGGGCUCCCAGUUUUCCAACCUUGAAGUCUUUUACAGUCAAGGCAGAGAGAAGAUUUGUGGAUGUUGAAUAUGCAAGAAGCUGAAGAGAGAGAGACUGGAAGAGAGAUUUGUCCAGGUUGGGUGAACAAGCCUGCUCUGGAGCAGGACGGCUCUGAAAUUGACUUGCCAGGGAUAGCAGCAAAGAGAUGCCUCGAGGAUCAGUGCCAGAAUCCUACAUUUGAAGAAAAAUAUGUAUGUAAGAGCAUGAAGGAAAACCCUCCCAGAGAGGUUCCUGAAGCAUGCCUUUUCCAAGAUGAACGUUUUGGAGGAAUAACUUUCAUCCACAAGGAAGCACCUUCAGAAAUAAUUAGCCAAGAAUAUAACCUUGAGCAAAGACUGCUUUUGACCUCAAGCCUUGUUACACAUCUCAGGGUUUCUACAGAAGGGAACCUCCAUCAGUGGGACACAGACAGCAUACACUCCAGUGAGAUUUCAGACAAAACUAAAUAUCCAGGCCUCUCUACACAGAAAACAUCUUGGAAAUGUAGCGAAUGUGGAAAAACUUUUAGUCAGAGCUCAUCCUUUACCCAACACCAGAGAACCCACACAAGACCCUACCCAUGUGAGGAAUGUGGGAAAACCUUUAGUCGCAGCUCAUUCCUUGUUCGACAUCAAAGAAUUCACACCGGAGUGAAACCGUAUGGAUGCGAGCAGUGUGGGAAAACAUUUCGAUGUCGAUCAUUUCUUACUCAGCACCAGAGAAUCCACACUGGAGAGAAGCCGUAUAAAUGUAAUGAAUGUGGGAGCUCUUUCCGCAAUCAUUCCCAUCUCACCGAGCACCAGAGAAUUCACACUGGAGAGAAGCCUUACAAAUGUAAUAGAUGCGGGAAGGCAUUCAGUCAGAACACGCACCUCAUCCAUCAUGAGAGAAUUCACACUGGUGAGAAACCUUAUUUAUGUAGCGAAUGUGGCUCUUCUUUUCGCAAACACUCAAAUCUUACCCAACAUCAGAGAAUUCACACUGGGGAAAAGCCCUAUAAAUGUGAAGAGUGUGGAAAAACUUUCCAUACAAAGGCAAACCUGUCUCAGCAUCAGAGAAUUCAUACUGGAGAGAAACCCUAUAAAUGUAAGGAAUGUGGGAAAGCCUUUUGUCAGAGUCCAUCCCUUAUUAAACACCAGAGAAUUCAUACUGGAGAAAAACCCUACAAAUGUAAGGAGUGUGGCAAAGCUUUUGCUCAGAGCACCCCACUCACUAAGCACCAGAGAAUUCAUACUGGGGAAAGACCCUACAAAUGCAGCGAAUGUGGUAAAGCCUUCAUUCAGAGCAUUUGCCUUAUUCGGCAUCAGAGAAGUCACACUGGAGAAAAACCCUAUAAAUGCAACGAAUGUGGGAAGGGCUUUAAUCAGAAUACCUGUCUCACUCAGCAUAUGAGAAUUCAUACUGGAGAGAAGCCCUAUAAAUGUAAAGAAUGUGGGAAAGCCUUUGCUCACAACACAUCUCUUACUGAACAUCACAGAACUCACACUGGCGAGAAGCUGUACAAAUGCAGUGAGUGUGAGAAGACCUUCCGCAAGUACGCACACCUUAGUGAGCACUACAGGAUUCACACUGGUGAGAAGCCCUAUGAGUGCAUCGAAUGUGGAAAAUUCUUCAGACAUAGUUCAGUCCUUUUCAGACAUCAGAAACUUCACGGUGGUGAAUAAACCUGGCAUUUAGGUUAUGACGGUUUCUCUAAAGAGAGUGACUGGGAAUCUGGCUGAGGGGAGGGGGACAGGCAGAGUCCUGGAGGGAAUGAUGAGGGACUCUGGGAUACUGCACUUGGAAGAGUAUUUCCAGGAAUGGAGGUGGGCGCUUGGAGAAUGCAGUGCCUACUCCAGGUGGGCAUCUGGGAAUACAGGGUAGGAAAUCCUGCUUUUCAGAUAACUCCUUGCCCCUUGCCCCUCCUCUCUCCUCACAGCACUCUCAUACCUGAGGUGCCCUUGGUGAAGUUAGCAUUGUGUUUCCCUUACUGUACCCCUGCCUCACCUUUCCAACCUGUCACCUGUGUUCACUUGCCAGGAGGCUGAGGUGCUUCUCCAAACACCGAUUGUCAGUGUCAAAGUGGCGGCAGUUCUGAGGUUGUGCUGAGUGGCCUUUGGAUACCCAAGGCAGCUCUGAGCAUGCUUCUGUGGGGAGGCUGCCCAGCUGUGGAAGUGGUCCAACGAAGGGGGACAGAAAGAAGUGAAAACAAAGAGUCCUUAUUCAUUCAUUCACCAAAUAAAGGGAUAUGUGGCCAGAACUGAGCCGAUUGCUAUAGAAAUGUUGUUGAAGAAGGCUUUUAUUAGGGUGAGGGAGAUCUUUCCAGAUCUUUUCAAACAGGAAGGUGAAGUGGGGCUAAGGAGGAAAUGGAAGGUCAAGAGAGCCUUCUCUUGAAUGAUGUCAGUUUGUGGGAAGGAAGUCAGAUCUGCUCAGAAGGUCACAGAGAGGAGGACCUAACUGCUGUCCCAGAGGAAUGUUGGCUUAUCCAGAAGGGAAAUGGUUUGUGUUAGGCCACUAGUGCUGAGAGGCCUCAGAGCAGGAAGCCUGCAUGUGACUGAGCAAGCCACCCACACAUCCCUGUCAUGCACUAGGGUGUCCUCUUGUCUCUUGUAAAUUUGGCUGGGCCAUUAGUGCACAGGGACCAGGGGAGAGGGGGCCACUAGGAUUAACAAAGUGGGCCUUAGUUUGUUAGCUGUUAGAGAGGAGAAAACAUCAGUGAUGAUGGACAAUAGCCUUCCAGGUUGGCUGGGCCUGGGGGCUGCUGGGCCAGUCCCUGAGAGAGUGCUGACCACUGUAGCAGGGAGGGCUAGGUUUUGUGUAAUCCUGGCAAUAGUGGCUGUCACCAUAGACUCACUAGAUCUCAUGUUUCUCUUUUGACUGAGACUCUCUUACUCCUGGGUACUUAUCCUUCCCUGUGGAUUAUGAGUAGCUUAGGAAACACUUCUCAUGGAAUGAAUUUGGAAAGAAUUCAAGAAAGAAUUACCUCUUUUUCAAAUCCCUGAAGAUCAGGACAGCACGUUUUGCUAUGACUGUGAUGGUAUUUUAUUCUUUUUAGAGAAAGAAAGGACAUGUUUCCCUUUAUUUCUUCAUUCUCAUGUUCUUAACGACUACCCAGGGAUUCAGCUCUGGAAGAUUGAGUAAGGGUUGCCUUUGACUGGUAUUUGAAAUAGCUUCUCUGCUCUGAAGCUUAUAUAGUUUUUAAAAUAUGACUAUUAAAAACCACUGAAGUAAGUUAAUUCUGGAAUGGUUGAUUAUUUGGAACUCAGUAUUGAUUUUUUCCCUUACAAGCAUUGGUUCGAGCAGUUAAUUGCCGGUAAUGGAAAUGUAGCAGAAAUAACACACUUUUUCCCUCUUCAGCUAUAAAGAUUAUGUUCUCAAAGCCUGCCAUAGGGCAACUAAUAAUUGAGUAAAUUAAUAUCCUAUGGGCAAAAAUAACUAUGAAUACUUUAUUUUUUAUGCUUAUGAGAAAAAAUAUAGUCUGCUAAAAGCAAAUGUCAAUUUAUUUCUAUUUUCUAAAUGAAAAAAAA